CGCGGCGCCGGCCCCGCUGGCGCCUGGAAGGGACCGCGGCGACCCCUCCGAGCCUCCUCCUCCUCCUCCUUCCUUCAUCCAUCCUUCCUCCGAGCCGCCGGGGGACAGCACAGGUGAUCCGCCGCUGGGGAAGACAGGGGUUAAAAUGAAUGAAGAUCUGAAGGUUAAUUUGAGCUGGCUGCCUCAGGAUCAUGUAGAAGCCAGCUCUACAGAGAAUGCCUCAGCUGCAGGCUCCUCCCUGGUUCCUGCCGUAGACCCUGAGCCAGAGCUUUUGGUAAACCCCUGGGACAUUGUCUUGUGUACUUCAGGGACCCUUAUCUCCUGCGAAAAUGCCAUUGUGGUUCUGAUCAUUUUCCAUAAUCCCAGUCUUCGCGCCCCCAUGUUCCUCCUGAUAGGCAGCCUGGCGCUGGCAGAUCUCUUAGCAGGCGUUGGAUUGAUCAUCAAUUUUGUUUUUGCCUACCUUCUGCAGUCAGAAGCUACGAAACUGGUUACGAUUGGACUGAUUGUUGCCUCUUUCUCAGCAUCUGUUGGCAGUUUGCUGGCUAUCACUGUUGAUCGUUACCUCUCCCUGUAUUAUGCUCUGACUUACAAUUCAGAGAGGACUGUCACUUUUACCUAUGUCAUGCUUAUAUUGCUCUGGGGAGCAUCUAUCUGUAUUGGACUGCUGCCUGUGAUGGGCUGGAACUGCCUCAGAGAUGAAUCCACCUGCAGUGUUAUCAGACCACUCACUAAAAAUAAUGCAGCUGUCCUUUCGGUCUCUUUCUUGCUUAUGUUUGCCCUCAUGCUGCAGCUCUACAUUCAGAUCUGUAAAAUCGUGAUGCGCCAUGCCCAUCAGAUUGCCUUGCAACACCAUUUCCUGGCCACUUCCCACUAUGUGACCACCCGAAAAGGAGUGUCUACUUUGGCCAUUAUUUUGGGGACCUUUGCAGCUUGCUGGAUGCCUUUUACUCUCUAUUCUUUAAUAGCAGAUUACACCUAUCCUUCUAUAUACACCUAUGCCACCCUCCUGCCAGCCACCUACAAUUCCAUCAUCAAUCCUGUAAUAUAUGCUUUUAGAAACCAGGAGAUACAGAAAGCACUUUGGCUCGUCUGUUGUGGCUGUAUUCCUUCUAACCUGUCUCAGAGGGCAAGAUCACCCAGUGAUGUCUGAUUGGCAGCCACGAGGACGCUCCUUAACAUGUUACUUUCCAGACAUUCUGUCUUUGGUUUAGAUGCAUUCAUUAAAUGGUGUGUGAUGGGUUCACAUAAAAACCGCAGGAUGGACUGACCUUUUUGUAAACAGGAAACCCCAGCGACCGAAAUCAAUCGAGUGGUUUAAGGAAGAUUUCCAAAAUCAAAAUAAUCAGUGUUCUUAACAGAUUUAUAAUGUUGCUCAGGGUCUUUUUGUCAUAUUACCCAGACUUUGCCAUGUUUGCCAUGAUUUUGCAUUAAGUUUUCUAAUUAAAAUUAGAGUGAAACAACAUACUUCUUUAAAAUUGUUUAUGUGAUUGAGUUUAGUCAUACUGCAUAUUACAAUCUGUUGUUUGGAUAUUUUUUUCCUCUUUAAUUUUUUUAAACAGAAAAAAUAACCCCAAACCAAGUCCUGUUACCCCUCUGUAUAUCAUCAGAAUACUCUUCAAAAUAAUGGCCAAUUGUACUGAUUUAUAUGGGAUUUAUUGUAAUAAUAUCAGUGCAACGAAUUUGCUCGAAGUGAGAAAGUACUUGUGCUGCUUUUUAUUUUACAUCUCAGCAUGAACGAGGUUGACAAUUGUUUUCAAGAGUUACCUGUUCUCUCACGUGUUCUGUCUGGAUGUUAAAGCAAGAAAUAUGCGUUGAUUUCCUUUUCAAAAACCAGACAUACGUUUUCACCUGCAUGUGGGACAUUGAAGCUGUGCUGUUGAUUUCAAAACUGACAGGGGUAUCUUUGAAAUUGAUGAAACAAUAUGGCCUCUUUCAGCUAUGCAUUUGUAAUAGAUUGAAAACUAGGUUUCUCAGACAAGUUUAUCUUUUCAGAACAGUAUGAGAAAUGUUUCAUAAAACAAUCUAUAGAUUGCUUACAGCACAUGUUUAGCACUACAUCAAACGGUUCCCCUACAUUUUUUACCAAGUCAAUACUAUUACCAUUUGUUUUCGCUGUUCUCCGAUGCAAUUUUAAGUACCAACAUUUAUAAAUUCUCAAAGCAUAUCUGGUUCAUAAUUGUAUGCAACCAGGACUGCAAGAUGAAACAGUGUUUUCUCCUUUUCUGGCAGUUUCAUUCUUUGCACGGUACACGUGUCAGUUCACUUCAUUAUAGAACUUCAUUAUAGUUCUCGUCUAGAAAGCAGAGCUUCCUCUCGUGAAUGGUUAAAUUUCAAACUGCUUCUAACCUUCCACUGAAGCCACAUUAAAAUGCACUAGAAAUAAAGCAUUGUUUUCUGAUUUGAAGACUACUUGAUUAUCAGAGAGAAAAUCUUCCUGGCACUUGUCUUCAUGAAACCUACAGUGUACCCUCAUGUCAGCGCAUGGGAUUUAGAGUACUGCUUCCAUUAGUGUUGAUGGGAGCUCAAAGUGUUCAUGCCCUGGCAUCAGCAGGAGGUUAUGCUCCCUCGAAUGUCAAAGUCAGCAUAUUGUAUUGUUGCUUCAGUACCUUCCAUUAAAAAAAAAAAUUCCAAAACUCAAGUGUAAAAAUAGCAAUAUUUACAGUUCAAUAAAAAAAAUAUACCUGUGUAGUAGAGAUAGUAGAGACAACUGCGCUGCUGGUCUGGACUUUUCCAAAUGGAAUCUGUCCUUUCCACGUGGACGUUUGGAUGACUGUAGCUUUUUGUGGCAAAGUUUCUGUGAUGUUAAGAAUCAUAUGCUAUACACAAAGCUGAAUCUCAAAUGUGAGUUGUCUGUAAACAAGGCUCUGUAGAGAUUUUUAUGAGCAAUAAUUAAUUUUAGUUGCAAUGCUGGGUUUAAAUUCCAUUAUUUAUUUGGUUCAGCCUUCAUGAUACUUGGUUCUUACUUGGUAAUCUGAUUAGUUUAAUAAUAAUUGCAUGGCAUGACCCAGUAGAGCUGUGAAUUUGAAGCUCCCCUGGCUUCCCUGUGAUUUACAGAUGCUCAGCAAGUUAGACUAUGACCUCUGCUCAGUGUAGGGUAUCGGUGUUCUUUACCUGCUUAUGAAUGUUACUGAAACUCUAGUCAUUGAAUUUUCUUACAAUGUUUUUGUAUAAGAAAUACUCACUUCAUAAAUAUCCAUGAUACAUAUGUGUGCAGUUUUGCAAGUAUGCAAACUAUUGGGAAAUAAUGGCAGUAAAAGUCAUGAGAUUAAUAAUGUAGACAGGCUGAAUAUGUAGGAUGGCACUUAAAAAAAAAUGUUAAAGUCAUGCAAACUUUUCUCUCCCUGCUUUUUCCCAUGUUUGUUCUUCUGUAUCAAAUUGCUGAAAGUGUGAUGAAGAUGAGCAGCUACAACUGUGACCAAAAUUCAGUCCUGAGGGCAAGUGUUGUUUUCCUUAUGCAGAUGUGUUCUCAUGCUCUUGGAUAAGCUCAUAGGCAUUAGUGCUUUUCUCUAGGCAACACCUGUGUGGUAGGGAAGCCAGAGAAAAACAGCACAGGGGAGAUAAUGUCAUUCCCUCUUCUCAUGUGGUUUCACCUCGUGUCCUUGUCAUCUUCCUCACUCCACAGACUGCUCAAUUCUGCAGAGGCUCUCCAGUGUGCCGGGGGAGCUGACCUCUUCCAUGUGCCAGAGCAGAGAGAUUUGUAAUUGGAAGCUUCUCUCCUGAGGAGCAGAGCAAGUCAAACGGAGGAAAGAAGGAUUAAUUAUAGCAAUCCCACAAAGCUGGCUCAUAGGGAUGUGAUUUGCCCUUGUUUGAGGAGUUGUGCAUGGUUACCUUCCACCACAAACAGAUGAGGAACAUGAUUCUGCCUCCAAAGAUGCUGCUGUGACCUCCAGUAAGGAUUUUAUCUCUUCCAUAAAUGUGUUCCAAAACUGAGGCUGUGCAGCAUAGGCUGGAAAAUCCUACUGAGCAUAGGUUUGCCUGCAGCUGUCAGGCCAAACUUUCCUAUAGUCUGCAGCACCAGGAUGGGUGCUGCAUAACACACCUCUGACUGAGCUCUGGGAAAUGGGGGCAGAGCUGUGGGUGCACAGCUGCCUACCUCACUCACACAGAAUUGCUUGACAGGCAGCCGCCUUUCAGACCCUGCAGAGCUAAGCAGCUCUCUGCUGUCCCCUCAGAAUGACAGUGGCCUCUGUGCUGUGUGGUGAGGUGCCAGUAUCCACCCAAGGUCCUCCUGGAACUGGCAGAAAUCCAGCCAAACUGCCGUUUCUCAUAUUUUGUUGUCCCAUCAAACGACAGCAGUGCAUAAAGUCCAGGGGUUAGAUUCACCAUUCUGUGUACAGUGAAGGACCUUUCAUAUCUCCAUUGUAAUGACAAAAGGUGGUUUUUCCUUAAGACAUAAUUUAGUUUAAAGAAUUGAAGUUCAUGUUUAUUUACUAACACACUUGACCCAAAGUUAGUAACAGGUUGUAUCCUGAUGGGAAAAGUGUAUUGAGGUCAGUUUUUUUCAUAAAUUCAUCCUCAAAGCUUAGGAGAAGAUUUUUCUAUAUCGUCUUUUUUUUUUUUUUUUCUUUUUUUCCUAACCAUUUCCCCCAAUAGUAGUAUUUCAGCAAUAAGGAGAAAUAUGUUUUUAGCACAAGAGCAAUAAAAUCCUCCAUGAUGUGGAUACUAUAAACUGCUGAGUAAACUCAGAGCAAUAGAGAGGAAGCAAUAUAUACUUUAGACAAAAAAAAGUAACUUGCAUAAGGACUUUUAGUAAGCAUAAGUCUUCCUUUGUUAAGCAGAUACUAUCAGACCAAUGUAAGACAUUAUUUCCGGUUGAUUUGUUUUAUAAUCAUUGAAUUCCUGAGUAGAAUUACACAGCAAUAAGAUUUUACCUAAAUUCUUGGAUCCUGAAUUUGUGCUAUUUGCUGGAAGAAUUAUGUACUGCAUUGGGGAGUUUUAUUCUUUUCAUUGUUUGGCAUUUAGUUGUACAGCAUUCUGUGGAUAAAUGAAUAGUGUUCAAGAUUUCCAGUUAUAAGUUGAUCCCGAGAAUACCUGAAUUGGUCAUGCUCAUCAGGGGGACUGAGAAGUGGUGAAAGCCUGUUCUGAAGGCAGCUUGAUUAUGAUACCAGUGAGGAACACCCCUGCCAAUAGCCAGGCUCUUUGGGAGCAAGCUCAAAGGACUGAUACUGCUUCUGUAUCUCCCUACCAUGGACACUCAGUGACAUAAGCAGUUGCAUCCAUCCUUUAGUGUUCAGGGACCAGCCUUGAGGCAUCUUGGAGUCGCUAAAACUCCUCCAUGGACAGCAGUGAACUUUGGCAGAGAUCAGUGCUCAUGCUGUCCCCAAAGAGCUAUUAUUCUCUUGCCUUGUUUUCUUAGGGAUUUUUUAGCUUUUAAAAAUAAAAUAGAUGUGACUUCAUUUCCCCAAGGUGAUAAGCAACCUUAUAAAGCAAGUGUGACUGGAAGUUGGGAUAAAAUAGCAUUGCUACAAAUCAAGCCCAUGAAGCAUAACUACACACUCAUUACUUGAAAAGAAAAAAGUGGUUCUUUAACAUUCAGAACAAUGUUUCCAAAAUGUUGGCCCUGACUUUUAUGACAAGAAACUAGCGUCCAUUUUUAAUAUGUAGGGUCUGUUUUUUCUGUAUACAAUAAAUAAAUAAAAAUAAGAAUUGGACAGAGCAGUUGCUAUUUAAAAACCCAGCAGCCAUCCUGUCACUUUAUCUGAGGUACAAUCCUGUCACUUUAUCUGAGGUACUGAAUGCUUCUAGAUUGGCUUAGUGGUAGUCCAGAGAUGUUCCGUGGAAAAAAAAUAAGAUCUCUCAAUCUCUGCUUAUAGAGAGCUAAAAGGAAGGAACUAUAAGGAGUGGUAUAAUUUAUAUCUCAUGAAUAAGCAAUAGGUCAGGAAAGAUAAAUUAGGCACAUGUAUCUCCUUCAUCUGUCAGUAGAAGAAUGAUGGUACUCCCAAUAAACUUGAAAGGUUUCCUGACUGGGAAUACUUCUUUGGUACAAGAGGAAAUUACCCCUUAAAAGUGGGUGCUGCUGUCUUCUUCAGUUCAAGAAAAUGCAGUUCCUUAUAAUGGAUCAGAAAUCUGAAUGAGCUGCAGGGAUGCCUACUUUCAUAUUAAGUGGAUGAUGAAAGAUGAGGGAUGGAAGUCUUUAUAGCUUGGUGAAUCAGCCAGAAUCAAUCACUCAGCACUUGAGCUUGGCUGGGAAGGGUGCUUGAAUAAAUGCACCCCCUGUAGGAAGGGUGUUUAGAACUGUUCUAAGCUGCCCGUUUGGAGCCUUACCCCAGGAACACAGAGCCCCCAGGAGGGCCCCUGGGGCUGUGCUGCAGCAGUUCCCUGUCCUGGG
Molecule: messenger RNA, 6328 nt
Organism: Zonotrichia leucophrys gambelii
Lineage: Eukaryota; Metazoa; Chordata; Aves; Passeriformes; Passerellidae
Gene: GPR12
Product: G protein-coupled receptor 12
Exons: 2
Coding region: 146-1150 (334 amino acids)
Biological process (GO): regulation of metabolic process; adenylate cyclase-activating G protein-coupled receptor signaling pathway
Cellular component (GO): plasma membrane; cytoplasm
Molecular function (GO): G protein-coupled receptor activity
Source: RefSeq, a predicted model, not a curated record